AUGGGUUGGUUAGUGGAACUUUUUGUUUCUUUGAUUUUGUUGUCUUUGAGUUUUGCAAUAACAGAUUCAGCCCCUCAAUCUGCUCUCAUCACCAAACUUCCUGGCUUCAACAACAAAUUUUCAUCUAAACACUAUGCUGGGUAUGUAGCAAUUGAUAAGGAGGGUCGUAAGAAUUUCUGGUAUUACUUUGUGGAAUCAGAGAGAAAUGCUUCAAAAGAUCCUAUUGUGCUUUGGCUUAAUGGUGGUCCAGGUUGCUCUAGUAUGGAUGGAUUUGUUUACGAGCACGGUCCUUUCAAUUUCGAACGAACGAAGACAAACAACCCUCGUUUGCACCCCAAUCGUUAUAGUUGGUCUAAGGUUUCUAACAUUAUAUACCUUGACUCCCCAGUUGGUGUGGGAUACUCUUACUCGAAGGACAAGUCUGACUAUACAACUAGUGAUACAAAAACUGCAUCUGAUUCUCACGCAUUCCUCAUAAAGUGGUUUAAGAUGUUUCCAGAGUUUCAGUCAAAUCCAUUCUUUAUCUCAGGAGAAUCAUAUGCCGGUAUCUAUGUGCCAACACUCGCUUCUAAAAUUGUCAAAGGAAAUAAGAAUGUAAUAAAGAAACAUAAAAAAAUAAAAAGAAGUAUUAAUGUGACAAAGCCAAUUAUCAACUUAAAGGGAUAUCUAGUGGGUAAUGGAGUUACAGAUCCGGUGUUUGAUGGUAACGCUCUUGUCCCCUUCGCACAUGGGAUGGCACUCAUAUCUAAUGAACUCUUUGAGGAGACUAGAACGGCAUGCAAAGGAAAGUACUCUAACGAGAAUGUAAGCGAUGGAUGCAAGGUUAAAAUUAAAAAAGUGUCAGAUGGUGUGAGCUUAUUAAACAUAUAUAACAUUCUAGAACCGUGCUACCACAAAAAAUCUAUAUCAACGUUUGACAUCGGAUCUCUUCCUCCGAGUUUUCUUAAGUUGGGCAAAACAGAAAAGUCGCUACCUGUGAGAAAGAGAAUGUUUGGACGCGCGUGGCCCUUAGGUGCCUUUGUGCGUCCAGGUAUUGUUCCUAGUUGGUCUCAACUUCUUGCCGACUCUAGUGUUCCUUGCAUUGAUGAUAGAGUUGCAACAGCCUGGCUGAAUGAUCCAGCGGUGAGGAAAGCGGUUCAUGCUAAAGAGGAAAAUGAGAUUGGAAGAUGGGAAUUGUGCUCAAGCCAAAUCACUUAUGAUCAUAAUGCUGGAAGCAUGAUUGAAUUCCAUAGAAACCUCACUCUUAGUGGCUAUCGUGCUCUAAUUUACAGCGGAGAUCAUGAUAUGUGUGUACCAUAUACUGGUUCCGAAGCAUGGACUAAGUCAAUGGGAUACAAGGUGGUUGAUAAAUGGAGGCCAUGGAUAUCAAAUGGUGAGGUCGGCGGAUUUACACAAGGAUAUGACAACAAUCUUACAUUUCUAACCAUCAAGGGUGCAGGACAUACUGUUCCAGAAUACAAACCACAAGAAGCCUUAGACUUCUAUAGCCGUUUUCUUGCAGGGAAAAAGAUGUAG
Arabis nemorensis is the source of this 1515-nucleotide messenger RNA. The record is from the annotation of a GenBank genome assembly. Lineage: Eukaryota; Viridiplantae; Streptophyta; Magnoliopsida; Brassicales; Brassicaceae.